Molecule: messenger RNA, 3236 nt
Organism: Lingula anatina
Lineage: Eukaryota; Metazoa; Brachiopoda; Lingulata; Lingulida; Lingulidae
Product: very long chain fatty acid elongase 2-like
Biological process (GO): fatty acid elongation, monounsaturated fatty acid; sphingolipid biosynthetic process; fatty acid elongation, polyunsaturated fatty acid
Cellular component (GO): endoplasmic reticulum membrane
Molecular function (GO): fatty acid elongase activity
Source: RefSeq, a predicted model, not a curated record
UUAGGCCAGGCUUUCACGGUCUGUAUUUGUAUUGAAAACUAAAAUAAAGCGAACCUUUUGACUUUUUCAUCUACGCGGUUUCUGGAUGAGCUCCCCUUAGACUUUUUCCUGAACGUGAUUUUGCUAAUAGAUACAAGAUAGCUAAAUAAUGAUAUUAGAAAAUAGAUUAAUCGUUCAUCCACCCAUGCGCGUCACUUAUAAGGCCUUUGAUGACGAGGCGUUUGUCGAGUCGGGGGGAGGGGGGGGGGGAUACCAAGGAAGAGAGACUCGGGAAGACGGAAAAUAAACACCCUACAUACAUACCUAUAAUACUGCUCCUUGCUGCAAACCUCACCAAGAAGUAGAAGGAAUAGGCACACUGCUAUGCUCACCGAUAUUUGAGAACAUGCUAGAAAAAGAAACAUCAAAAGCAAAACGUAUGAAAAACGGAUAGCUCAGAACAAUUUCCAAGAUGGAUUUACUCAUGUCCCCAGUGCAGAAAAUGUUAAAAGACUAUGAAACGGCCAAACGAGACCCAAGAACAAAAGACUGGCUUCUUAUAGGAAAUUCACCUUACAGUGUCUGGCUUAUCACAGUAUUAUAUGUAGCAUUUGUAUACCUUGGACCAGUAUUCAUGAAAAACAGAAAGCCAUUGCAAGUGCAAGGGUUGCUGGUGGCAUACAACAUGGGUCUGGUUGUUUUGUCUGCUUACAUGGUGAUUGAGAUACUUUUGAGUUCCUAUGCUGCCAAUUAUGGCCUGCUUUGUGCAGAAUACGAUGUAGAAACUGUAGAUGUGAAUGAUCCCAGAGAGUUGAGGGUUGCCAAAGUUUUAUGGUGGUACUUCUUCUCCAAAGCCAUUGAACUGAUGGACACUGUCCUAAUGGUGUUGAGGAAGAAGAAUGACCAGGUUACCUUUCUUCACUGGUUUCAUCACAUCUCUAUGUUAAAUAUAUGGUGGUGGGUCAUGGUGUUUGCACCAGGAGGCCUGUCAUCCCAUGGAAGCAGCCUGAACUGCCUAGUCCAUGUUGUGAUGUACCUCUACUAUGGACUGUCAGCCAUACCUUCUGUAAGAAAACAUCUCUGGUGGAAAAAAUACAUCACAAAAUUCCAGCUGAUACAGUUUUGUAUCACUCUGAGCCACACACUUAACUCAUUUAGAAACCAAUGUCACUAUCCAGCAUGGGGAAAAUACCUCCUGACUGGCUACAUGGUUCUCAUGCUGAUUCUUUUCAUGAAUUUCUAUGUUCAUGCCUAUUUCUUCAAGAAGAGAAUCCAUAUAAAAACUGAUCAUCAUAGCAAUGGUGCUACAAAUGGGCAUGCCAAAGGAGGCGAUGGACAUAUUAAGAAUGGCUACAUUUCUCUGAAAGCUGAUUAAUGAUUUCAUACAUUGUUAAAACUUAAGUGUUUUUGAUAUGCUUCAACCACUUACAAAAAGUAAGUUUUUCUGUAGGAAAAAUUAUGGUGCCUUAAAAUAUCACCUCUAUAUUUUGUUGAGAAUUUACAGUGUAAAACAAAAGCACUGGUGGCAUUAUUUUUGAUUUUUUAAAUUUUUCGACUGUUUGAGAGGAAAGAAUGCAACUAAUGGUUGUUAUUGAGUCCCAUUGGGUGUGUGUAAGAACAUUUUAAAGGGGUUUCGGCAGAUAAAAUGUCAGAAACAAAACAGUGUUAAAGGGUGUCUUGCCCUUGUACAUUCACAUGCACUGGGCAAAGAUGGGCAUAUGCUUGACCUGUAGCCUGCGUGACCUUCUUGUAAUAUUUGUUUAUCAUGUUUAUUGUUCAGUGAAGAUAUUAGAGGAAGGAACUCAUGGAUUUGACAUCUUUUGGUAAGAAAUGUAAGACUUUUUGUCUUUAUGAGGAAUUUUUCAUGCUUUAAAGUAACAAGUUUGUCACUUGUCAGUUGUCACUGCUUUGCAACUGUUGCUACUGCUUUUUUUUUUCAAACAAGAAUGGACACAUAUUCAUGAUAAAUGAAGGAGUAUAUUUUGUUUUACUUGGUUAAAUUCAUUAGACAUCCCUUUUUCAGUUUUUUAAAGAUUGCAUUCAGCUUGCAUAUUAAUGGGUCAGCAGAAGUUAUUUUUACAGCUGGUUGAUUACAUUUCAAUGUUUAGAUGUACAUUGGAUAUAAUUAUUGUAAUUUUCAUUUGCUGUGAUAUAAUAGAACUUUUAUAUGUGUACAAAUGUAUCAGUUAAAUUAGUACCAAUUAAUGAAUUCCACUAGUCUUUACAUUUGCAACAAUUGUAAGUGCUUUAUAUUUCAUGUUGUCUCGUACUAAAACAAUAAGUGCAAGUUGUGCCAUAUUUUAAGGCAUUUUAUCUUCAUUUCCAUGCUAUUUUCCAUUAUAUUUAUAUAGUUCAUGCUGUGGAAUCAUUUGCAAAUGGGACGGGACUGAAAAGUCUGGGAUUCCAGGAAUUGUCCAAUCACUUUGCUUUGAAGUGGUAAUUACCCCUGAUCUCUGCUUUAUCUUUCUAUGGGUCCAUUUUUCAUUAAAACCUUUGAUAUGAUAGUGUGCCCCAUUUGUUUUGUUAAUAUAGUUGCAAUAGACGUUGUUAUAAAUUACUAAGUCACUGAAGAAUUUUAUAAAAUGUUCAUUUUUUCAACUGUAUAGAAGUGGUUUUAUGGUAAUUUGUUACAAUUAAACUGUAUGUUCUUUUCCAUUUUUGAUAAUUUUAACUAGACAUGCAUGAAUAGUCAAAAUAUCUCUUUAAUAUGCCUUUAAUGUUCUUAGGCUAGUCUAUGUUGAUAAAGACCAACAUAACUGGUAUUAUCACAGAGGCACCUGCACCUACAUACAUGUGUAAAAUACUUGGUUUACAAUCCAGCAGAAAGUGCCAACUUUUUAAAUCCUUAAUUAGAUAAUUUAUCUUGAAAUUGAAUUAAAGAAUAUAGGAUUAAGAUGCUCUGUCAGAACACACAAUAGUUCAAUGUCCUACUUAAAAUAAUUUGUACACACAGAAUGUAUGCUUCACAACUUAAAAAUGUUCAAAUUCAGGUUGUUUUUAUAUUCAACACACAGCUACAAUGAAAAUCGUUGACAUAAUUUGUUGUCAUAUUUUUUUGUUUUAACAUCUAAAUAUAAAAUUCUUAUAGUUAUUUAACCUGAAUUUCCAGUUUAAUCCGUUUGACUUUGCAACAAUGUUUCUAUGACCUUCCAUUAAUGAUACCUCAAUCUGUCAAGAUAAGCAGAUGUUUGUGUUGAAAACCAUUGUUUCAAUAUAUUUUUAGCAUUAUAGGCCCCUUUUACAAGCAUGUUCUAUGU